CUAACAGCCAGGAAACACUGACCCACUGGCAGAGAGGUUCUGAAUCAACAGAACCAUCCAGAACCCAAAGCCCGUUUGGUCCCAGCCAGUCCCCAGGAGCCCGGGGUCACGGGGUCAUCCUCAGGACAGGCCGUGCCUCUGUGACGGCGCCAUGGAGAAACCGGACCGCGGCUCCGCCUGCGGCCGUUUAGCUCAGUCCAGAUGCUGGACAGCUGUGGUGUCGGCCGCUGCGGCCGCCCGACGCCAAACAAGGCGCUCAGUGUGAGCGGAGAACAACGGCGGCCGUGUUCACGGCCCGGCCACAGAGGAUGCUUGUUCCCCUUCAUCAAACAUUUAUUCAGAACCUGGUCCAGAUCCGCUCCACGAUAUGAUGCCGCUGCACCCACCGGUCCUCCAGAACCGACCCACACACAGCGCUGGAGGUCAGUGAGCUGCUCAGAGACCGACUGGAGGCGGAGCCUUCUGUCCGUGGAGGUCAGCGACUCCUGAGGGUUUCCACCAAACAGAAAACACUCAGCAGGAACAAGAUGGUUCCUCUGGUGCAAAUAAGUAAAGACAAGACAAAACUAACCUACAAAAAACAAUUGAGCAAAAAGUAAGAGCAGCUUAACUCAAUAAAUCAUUAAUAUUAAUGAAAAAGUUCUACUUCUACUGGCAGAUUAUGUCAUUUAACACUCUUCUAUCCCAUUUUUUUAAGUUAAAUAAUAAACAAACUCCUAUAUCUUGUUCAAAUUUUUGAAAAAAUUUCAAAAACUUAAUAUUUUUAGGAUUAAUUUAAAAAUUUCUGAGUCUUCUGGUGGAAAUGUAGUCCAAUGUUGGCGCCCCCUGGUGGUCAGAGUCAAACUGAAGCUCUGUCUGAAUUUACCUGUCUGACCUCAGGAGUCUGUUGUUCCCGGCUUCUGAUUGGUCAGUGCUGCUGGCUGCUGAUUGGCUGUCAGGCAGCAGGUGGGAAACAGCAGUCAUGUAAUGCGACACCUUCAUUCAUCAUUGAUGAGCAGCAGCUCCUGAUGAAGGAAGGUCCAGUUCUGGUCCAGGUCUGGUUCUGGUUUCUUGGGUUCAGGUCAGAAUAAUUCUGUCUAAUUCAUCUGCCUCUGUUGUUCCAUCUCUCCAGAAGAAACGGAUUGAACUCCUGUUCUGGUAAGUGGAUCAGAACCGACCCAGCAGGUCCUGGUUCUGCAGAGAGUCUGGAGUUUGACUCUCUGUGGAUCUAAGGAAUCCACCGAAUCUCCAUGGACCCGAGCCGCACAGAACCCAUGACGGAAGCCCGUCUGUCUGUCUACAGAACCGCCAUGAAGGUUCGGUCUCUGCAAAGGUUCUGCCACAUGGAUGCCGUCUUGAUUCAGCACAUCGCAGCAGCCUCCCAGCUGGUGGGCGGGGCUAAUCCCAGACGUGACGCCAUGUUGAACAGAGAAAGUGUGGCCGCGGUUCUCAACAGGAUGUUUAAUUGCGCGUCCCAGGAAGUGACUGUGGCGGCCUCAGAGGAGACCGGCAGUCUGCUGUUCAGGCUGUUGGACCGAGAGGGGACUGGUCAGGUAUCGGCGCGGUCUCUGCAGACCACUCUGGUCGCUCUGUCUGCGGACAGCGUGCUGGCCAAAUACAGGAGUCUGGUUCAUCUGUCAGGAGACGGCUCCGGAUCCGUCACCAGGUCUGCACUCAGCUCUCUGCUUCAGGACCUUAGCAAGGUACCUGCGGCGGUCCAGGAGCAGGAAGCGUUCGGCAGCGUGGAGGAAGCAGUAACUUCCUGUUUUAACCAGGGCAGGGCUCCAGCAGUGAGCCAAUCUCAUCUUCUCUCGUGGCUGAAGAACGAGCCCCGACUGUUGCUAUGGUUACCGACUCUCUACAGACUGUCGGCCUGUCAGAAUGUGAGCCAUGCCGUCCGCUGCCACACCUGUAAGGCCUUCCCCAUCACCGGGCUCAGGUAUCGCUGCAGGAAGUGUGUGAACGUCCAGGUGUGUCAGGAAUGUUUCCUGAACCGCCAGCAGACCAGGAAGCACAAAACACACCACCCAAUGGUCGAGUUCUGCACUCAGCCCACCUGGAAAGAGUCUCUGUCCUCCUUGGUGCAUAAUGCUCGUCAUGCCCUGUUGCCUCGGCGACACACUCACAGAGAAGCUGAUAGGACGAGCAUCCUGACGUGGGCGGAGCCAGCAGAGACCCAGAACAGAGCUCCGCUCACCUCUGAUGGUGUGACGCCAUCGGCCGCCUCGGCGCGUUCUUCCUCCUGUGAUGAAGAGGAGGCCCGGGACGCUGCAGUUCAGGCAUCUCCUCCUCUGUCGUCAUCCAAGUCUCUACAGACGGAUGAGGCUCCGCCCCCCCAACAGGGGUUGGCGCUGCUGACUGAAGUCAGGAACCUGCAGAGAGAUAAGUGGUUGCUGGAGCAGCAGGUGGGGGCAUGGCGCCUCACUGUCCAAUCAGAGCAGGGCAUCCUGGAGGACCGCUGCUCUGAGAUGGAGGUCACCAUGGCAACGAUGAGGCAGCACAACGAAAGGCUGCAGGACAUGCUCAACCAGGCGCUGAGAAAGAUGGAGGCUCAACAACACGCCAACAAUAUGGAUCACACUGAGGGAGGAACCGCCACGCCGACCUCUGACCCUCCAACUGACGACGAGGAAGAGGAGGAGCUGAUGAAGAAUGGGGACGAAUGGAGCCUGAAUGAGACUCAAACUCCAUCUCCCACAAUUCUACGCAAAUCCAGUCCAUCACAUGAUGAACAGGAGGUGGAAAUGCCAGAGGACUGUCAGCCAAUAGGACGACAGGAAUCAUUAAAAGACCUUCAGCCAAUCGGACGACAGGAAUCAUUAAAAGACCUCCAGCCAAUAGGACAACAGGGAGACCCUGAGGAGGCGGGCCUACAAACAAAUGUCCCCCAUCUGUCCGAUGCAGAGGAUCCUGGGACUUGUAGUCCUGAAGUCUUUCUGCAGCAGACUGUGGACAGACUGAAGACGGAGAUGGACAGGAGAAGAGACAGAAACACAGGUGAGAGUGCGAGGGCGGAGCUAGCGGCGGCAGCGGAGCAGGUGGGGGAUGCAGUGUCCCGCCUGGUGGACGCUGUGAGGACAAACUGAGCAGGCGUGGCUCUUAGAAAACAUUUUAUUCAGAACCAACAUUUA
Messenger RNA from Gambusia affinis (western mosquitofish), 3110 nucleotides. RefSeq names its product dystrotelin (gene dytn). Gene Ontology annotation, biological process: synaptic signaling. The record is from RefSeq and is a predicted model, not a curated record. Gene Ontology annotation, cellular component: plasma membrane. Lineage: Eukaryota; Metazoa; Chordata; Actinopteri; Cyprinodontiformes; Poeciliidae. Gene Ontology annotation, molecular function: zinc ion binding. The transcript has 15 exons. The coding region runs from base 1230 to 3065 and encodes 611 amino acids.